This is a messenger RNA of Diplodia corticola, 1740 nucleotides long. Its product is annotated as eh domain binding protein epsin 2. Lineage: Eukaryota; Fungi; Ascomycota; Dothideomycetes; Botryosphaeriales; Botryosphaeriaceae. The record is from RefSeq and is a predicted model, not a curated record. Gene Ontology annotation, molecular function: phospholipid binding; clathrin binding. The transcript is spliced from 4 exons. The coding region runs from base 1 to 1740 and encodes 579 amino acids. Gene Ontology annotation, biological process: endocytosis; actin filament organization. Gene Ontology annotation, cellular component: plasma membrane; clathrin vesicle coat; endosome.
AUGUCGAAGGUGGUGCGAAGCGUGAAGAAUGUCACCAAGGGCUAUUCGAGCGUCGAGAUCAAGGUGCGAAAUGCGACGAGCAACGACCCCUGGGGCCCCGUCGGCAGCGACAUGGCCGAGAUCUCCCAGUUGACCUUCAACAACAGUCAAGACUUUUACCAGAUCAUGGACAUGCUCGACAAGCGCCUGAACGACAAGGGCAAGAACUGGCGCCACGUCCUCAAGUCGCUCAAGGUCCUCGAUUACUGCCUGCACGAGGGCUCCGAACUCGUCGUUACCUGGGCGCGCAAGAACCUGUACAUCAUCAAGACCCUACGCGAAUUCCAAUACGUCGACGAGGAUGGCCGCGACGUUGGCCAGAACGUGCGCGUGUCCGCAAAGGAGCUCACCUCCUUGAUCCUUGACGAAGAGCGCCUGCGUGCCGAGCGCGCCGAUCGCAAAUCAUGGAAGUCCCGUGUCACCGGCUUGGACGAUUACGGCACGGGCGGCCAAGGCAACGAAGCCACUCGGCCGCGCCAGCCGCGUAAGCAGAGAAACGAUGAGGAGGAUCUAGAGUACAAGUUGGCCAUCGAAGCAAGUAAGAAUGAGAUGGAGGAGGAACGCAGGCGCCGCGAACGCCAGCGACGUACGGAUGAUGACGAGGACCUGCAAAAGGCGAUCCGGCUCAGCCAAGAGGAGGAAGAGCUGCGCCGCAGGGAGCUGGAGGAAACCAAUGCCAACAGCCUGUUUGACGACACACCCGCUCAGCCUACAGUCGCUCAACCGACCGGAUGGAAUCAGGGAUACCAACAGCAAGGCGCCGUGGAUUGGUUUGGGAACGCGAUCGAUCAGCAGCAGCCCCAGAAUACCGGUUUCUUGAACUCGGCCUACUCCCAGCCAACCGGAAUGCAACCGCAACAGACUGGAUUCCAGAAUGGAUUUGGAUACAACGGCUUCCAGCAGCAGCCCACUGGCUUCGACCAAGCGUUUGGCGGCCAGCAGCAGAACUACCUGCAACCUCAGCAGACUGCAUUCAACAUGGGCAACAACCCAUGGGGUCAGCAAACCAAUGGAUUUGGUCAGCAGCAGCAGCAGCAGCAGCAGCAACAGCCACUGGAACAGCAGAACACGCUCCAGCCGGGUAGCAACAACCCUUGGUCGUCGAAUUCGGGCGCGCACACCACGGACUCGAUUAAGCCUAUGCCUACUGGUUCCAACAAUCCUUUCGCGUCUUCCAUCACUCGUCCAGCGACUGCUCAGCCUGUGCGCUCGACAGCGCCCUCUCUCGGCGCGCUCCAGGAGCAACAGACCGCCCAAUUCAAUAACAACAGUUCCAAUUUCAACCCGAUCCGGGACUUCUCUGCUCCUCCGUCGCAGAGCUUCCAAGCUCAGACCCCGCAGCAGGAGCAGCCCAUGGACCCUCAUGCGGCGCGCCUCAAUGCACUGCUCGCCUCCGGAGAGGGCCAGGAUACGUUUGGAAAUGUCGGCAACCUUCGUAUUCCGGCCCAGCACACUGCUCCAGGGACCUUUGUCAACAGCGCAGGUCAGGGUGCGGCCCGUCUGACCCAGAACGCGACGGGCAACAACCCGUUCCUCAACUCUCAAUUCACCGGCAUGCCGCAGCAAACGGGCUUCGGAAACCAGAACCGGUUGAUGCCGGCUCAGACUGGCCCUGCUGGUGGAUUCGGCGGCAACCCGUUCGGCGCAAGUUUCCCCCAGCAACAACAGCAGCAGCAACAGGGCAGCCUGAUCGACUUGUGA